GCCGCAGCCCCGCGAUGGUGGCCGCCCGCGCUCCCGCGCUGUAGCCGGGCGCCCCCUAAGUUUGGGAGCCGCCGCCACCGCGGCGCGGACAGCAGAGUGCAGAAGAGGAAGAAAGUUUUGCGGGGUGCGCCGAGCCGGCCCUGGGCGCACCUCCCGCGGCUUCCUCCCGGCUUCCCAGCGCCCGGAGCCCAUCAUCGGGGAGCGGCGGGAGGCAGCAUGGCCCGCGAGGCGGAGGACGACGAGACAGCGGGGGCGGCCGCCCUGGCUCGCUGCUGUCCGGGCUCGCUUGGCUGGGCCGGGGCCGGGGCGCGGAGGCCGCCCCUCUGGCUGCUCUGCCUGGUCGCAUGCUGGCUGCUGGGCACAGUGGCCGACGCCGAUUUCUCCAUCCUGGACGAGGCACAAGUGUUGGCGAGCCAAAUGCGGAGGCUGGCGGCCGAGGAGCUGGGAGUCGUCACCAUGCAGCGAAUAUUCAACUCGUUUGUUUACACUGAGAAAAUCUCAAACGGAGAAAGUGAAGUACAGCAGCUAGCCAAAAAAAUCCGUGAGAAGUUCAACCGAUACUUGGAUGUGGUCACUCGGAACAAGCAAGUUGUAGAAGCAUCCUACACGGCUCACCUAACCUCCCCGUUAACUGCAAUCCAGGACUGCUGCACUAUUCCACCUUCCAUGAUGGAAUUUGAUGGGAACUUUAAUACCAAUGUAUCCAGAACGAUUAGUUGUGAUCGACUUUCUACUACUGUUAAUAGCCGAGCCUUCAAUCCAGGACGAGAUUUAAAUUCAGUUCUUGCAGACAACCUGAAAUCCAACCCUGGAAUCAAGUGGCAAUAUUUCAGUUCAGAAGAAGGAAUUUUUACUGUUUUCCCAGCACACAAGUUCCGGUGUAAGGGCAGCUAUGAGCAUCGCAGUAGACCCAUCUAUGUCUCUACUGUCCGGCCGCAGUCCAAGCAUAUAGUUGUGAUCCUGGACCACGGGGCUUCAGUCACGGACACCCAGCUCCAGAUCGCCAAGGACGCUGCUCAGGUCAUCCUUGGUGCCAUCGACGAACAUGACAAGAUUUCUGUGCUAACUGUGGCUGACAGUGUCAGGACUUGCUCACUAGACCAGUGCUACAAGACCUUCCUCUCACCAGCCACCAGCGAGACAAAACGGAAGAUGUCCACUUUUGUUAGCAGUGUCAAGUCUUCAGACAGCCCCACCCAGCACGCAGUGGGAUUUCAAAAGGCAUUUCAGUUGAUUCGAAGCACAAACAAUAACACAAGGUUCCAAGCAAAUACAGACAUGGUCAUCAUUUACCUGUCAGCUGGCAUUACAUCAAAGGACUCUUCAGAAGAAGAUAAAAAGGCAACUCUUCGUGUCAUCAAUGAAGAAAAUAGCUUUCUGAACAACUCCGUAAUGAUUCUCACCUAUGCCCUCAUGAACGAUGGGGUGACUGGCUUGAAAGAGCUGGCUUUUCUGAGGGAUCUGGCUGAACAGAACUCUGGGAAGUAUGGUGUGCCAGACCGGACAGCACUGCCAGUAAUUAAGGGCAGCAUGAUGGUGCUGAACCAACUGAGCAACCUGGAGACCACCGUCGGCAGGUUCUACACAAACCUUCCCAAUCGGAUGAUUGACGAGGCUGUCUUCAGCCUCCCCUUCUCUGAUGAGAUGGGAGAUGGUUUGAUAAUGACUGUGAGUAAACCCUGUUAUUUUGGAAACUCACUCCUGGGAAUUGUCGGUGUGGAUGUGAACCUGGCUUACAUACUUGAAGACGUGACCUAUUACCAAGACUCUUUGGCUUCUUAUACUUUUCUCAUAGACGACAAAGGGUAUACACUUAUGCAUCCAUCCCUUACCAGGCCAUACUUACUAUCAGAACCCCCCCUUCAUACUGACAUCAUACAUUAUGAAAAUAUCCCAAAAUUUGAGUUGGUUCGGCAAAAUAUCCUAAGCCUCCCUCUAGGCAGCCAGAUUAUCACAGUCCCUGUGAACUCAUCCCUGUCUUGGCAUAUCAACAAGCUGAGGGAGACUGGAAAGGAAGCCUACAAUGUCAGCUAUGCCUGGAAGAUGGUACAAGACACUUCCUUUAUUCUGUGUAUUGUGGUGAUACAACCAGAAAUACCUGUCAAACAAUUGAAGAACCUUAACACUGUGCCUAGCAGCAAGCUGCUAUACCACCGGCUGGAUCUCCUGGGCCAGCCUAGUACAUGCCUCCACUUCAAACAGCUGGCAACUCUAGAAAGUCCAACUGUCAUGCUGUCUGCCGGCAGCUUUUCCUCCCCCUACGAGCACCUCAGCCAGCCAGAGACAAAGCGCAUGGUGGAGCAUUACACAGCCUACCUCAGUGAUAACACCCGCCUCAUUGCUAACCCGGGACUCAAAUUCUCUGUCAGAAAUGAAGUAAUGGCUACCAGCCACGUCACAGAUGAAUGGAUGACACAAAUGGAAAUGAGUAGCCUGAACACUUACAUUGUCCGCCGUUACAUAGCAACGCCCAAUGGCGUCCUCAGAAUUUACCCUGGUUCCCUCAUGGACAAAGCAUUUGAUCCCACUAGGAGACAGUGGUAUCUCCAUGCCGUAGCUAAUCCAGGGUUGAUUUCCUUGACUGGUCCUUACCUGGAUGUUGGAGGAGCUGGCUAUGUUGUGACAAUUAGUCAUACAAUUCAUUCAUCCAGUACACAGAUGUCUUCUGGGCACACUGUGGCUGUGAUGGGCAUUGACUUCACACUUAGAUACUUCUACAAGGUUCUGAUGGACCUAUUACCAGUUUGUAACCAAGAUGGCGGCAACAAAAUAAGGUGCUUCAUAAUGGAGGACAGGGGAUACCUGGUGGCACAUCCAACUCUCAUUGACCCCAAGGGACAUGCACCUGUGGAACAGCAGCACAUCACCCACAAGGAGCCCUUGGUAGCAAAUGAUAUCCUAAACCACCCUAACUUUGUGAAGAAGAACCUGUGCAACAGCUUUAGUGACCGAACAGUCCAGAGGUUUUACAAAUUCAACACCAGCCUUGUGGGGGACUUGACGAACCUUGUGCACGGCAGCCACUGUUCUAAAUACAGACUGGCAAGGAUCCCAGGAACCAAUGCAUUUGUCGGCAUUGUCAAUGAGACUUGCGACUCCCUUGCUUUCUGUGCUUGUAGCAUGGUGGACCGACUCUGUCUCAACUGUCACCGAAUGGAACAAAAUGAAUGUGAAUGUCCUUGUGAGUGCCCCCUAGAGGUCAAUGAGUGCACCGGCAACCUCACCAAUGCAGAGAACCGAAACCCAAGCUGCGAGGUCCACCAGGAGCCGGUGACAUACACAGCUAUUGAUCCUGGCCUGCAGGAUGCCCUGCACCAGUGUGUCAACAGCAGGUGCAGCCAGAGGAUAGAGAGUGGGGACUGUUUCGGUGUGCUGGAUUGUGAAUGGUGCGUGGUGGACAGUGAUGGAAAGACUCACCUGGACAAAUCCUACUGUGCACCCCAGAAGGAAUGCUUCGGGGGGAUUGUGGGAGCCAAAAGUCCCUACGUGGAUGACAUGGGAGCAAUAGGUGAUGAGGUGAUCGCCCUAAACAUGAUCAAGAGUGCCCCCGUGGGUCCUGUGGCUGGAGGGGUCCUGGGCUGCGCCAUGGUGCUGGUCCUCGCAGUGUAUGCCUACCGACAUCAGAUUCACCGCCGGAGUCACCAACAUAUGUCCCCGCUUGCUGCCCAAGAAAUGUCAGUGCGUAUGUCCAACCUGGAGAAUGACAGAGAUGAAAGGGACGAGGACAGCCACGAAGACAGGGGCAUCAUCAGCAAUACUCGCUUCAUAGCUGCGGUCAUUGAGCGACACGCACACAGUCCAGAGAGGCGAAGACGUUACUGGGGUCGCUCAGGAACAGAAAGCGAUCAUGGUUACAGCACCAUGAGCCCACAGGAAGACAGCGAGAAUCCUCCAUGCAACAAUGACCCCUUGUCAGCUGGGGUUGAUGUGGGAAACCAUGAUGAGGACUUAGACCUGGAUGCCCCGCCUCAGACUGCAGCCCUACUAAGUCACAAGUUCCAUCACUACCGCUCACACCACCCCACCCUUCAUCACAGCCACCACUUACAGGCAGCUGUGACAGUACACACUGUCGAUGCAGAAUGCUAAUGAUCUCCUCACCUCCAUGAGAAGAUGGGGCCUGAGAGAUUCAGAAUGUUCUGGAAAGAAAAAGAGUCAGCCUAAAACCCACAACAGGAGACCCCUUGUGUUUGUGCUUUGUCCAGAGUGGUUUAACCCAUUUGCUGCCUGUUGACAUGUUUUAAAACUAAGAAACAACCACUAAGCCACAUUUGUGAGUAUAGGUGGCUGGCUUGACAUGGAGGAGGGUAGCCUGAUUAAUGACCUUGACGUGAUGCUAAGGGAACAGAACAGAAGGCCAACCUCCAAACACAGACACGCACAGUGAAUGAAGCUGAGCCAGCGGAAUGUUUCCAGGAGCCAGGAGCCCUCAGCUCUCCUUAACUGGAAGAGAGCAAAGUCUGCUCAACCAGAGACCAGGGACAUGGCACAUCCAGGAGGCACCAGCAUGUGCACUGAAGAUCACUCUUUGCUUCUCGGUACCUAGACCCCACAAUUGCUGUAUGGAACUCACUUUCAGCUCUAAACGAUGCAUCUCAAAGUUUCUAAGUAAAGGAUUAUUUUUCUACUAUUUAUUGAAUUUUCAAACAAUCUCAAACUUUGGGGGAAAGACAAGGAAACAUGGGAGAAAUUGUCAGCAAUGACCCCUAGCUGUCGUGUGUGUGAUGAAGUGGUUCUUUGAGUGAGGAGUUCUCUUAUUUAACUGGUUAUCGUCCCACUGCUCCAAUCUACAGAAUGGGAAAAUGAAGACGUCUUUCCCUUUGAUUUGUUUACAUCAUUUCAUGGAGACAUAUCUUUAUUCGUACUGCAGUAUUCUUUCUCUGUGUUUGACAGAGGUUGGUGAGGGGUGGAGGAACCCAAGAUGUUUUCAAAGAAAUUGGAUGUUUCUUUAGAAUUCAUUCCCGUCUCCCAUACAAUGCUUUUCUUAGGUUUCUACGAAAUCUAUUAUUACGACCCCAGCCUUUCAGCUUAGGGAGGCUUGGAUUUAUUCUCCUUGUUUUAAAUACUAUAAAUUUUAAAAUGUCUCAUUUUGACUCUGAGAAUAUUAACUACAUGAGGGAAGACAUUUUAAAAUUGUGAAAUUUGGAUUCUUAAAGAUUUCUUUUGAAAUCAUAGUUAAAAGCUGCUGCCAGUUAUUUAAGAAGUCAUCCACCUAACUGCUUUAGAUUUAUACAGGGAUGAAUCAAAUCUGGCUACUAUGACAUGGAGCAUUGUAAUUUUAAAGUAGUGUUCUAAUUACAGUGAUGUAUUUUAGAUUCACAUUUUGUGAUUCAAAUAUGUUAUAAAGACAUUCUUGUACCCGUGUGUGGUAAAUCUCCAUUUAUAUGUAGUUGGGAAAAAUUCACUGAAUGUUUUAAUGAUAAGGUAUUAUGAUAUAAUGUAAAAAAAAAAUUGGUUCUUCAGCAGUACAGAAAGUGAAUUAUAUAUGUGCUAUCCCAAAACCCCUCAUACUGUGUAUAAAAUUGCAGUCUAGUGAAAUAAACUAUAUGCAAUGAA
Molecule: messenger RNA, 5556 nt
Organism: Castor canadensis (American beaver)
Lineage: Eukaryota; Metazoa; Chordata; Mammalia; Rodentia; Castoridae
Gene: Cachd1
Product: cache domain containing 1
Cellular component (GO): voltage-gated calcium channel complex
Molecular function (GO): voltage-gated calcium channel activity
Source: RefSeq, a predicted model, not a curated record